AUGGUAAAUUUAAGAAGCUUCUUUCACAAUCCGAAUUUGGCUGGGAUAAUAACAGUUGUUGUCGAUGAUCCAAGCAUAUGGGAACCUCUCAUCAAGGAUAAUAGUGAGUGGGCAAAAUUCAAGAAGGAUGGGUUUUCUCAGUAUCCCAACCUGUGUAUUGUAUUUGGUGAUACAUAUGCUACCGGGGAGCAUGCAGCAGGAAAUGCUGAAGACUUGAUGUUGUCAGAUGAUGACGAAGGAGUAUUCAAUCGUGGUGGUGAUGCAAACGGUGAUCCAGAAGACAUCAGUGAACACCACCUUGAUGAGGGAAUAUUUACAUCUGACAAGAUAGCUACUCCAGUUCAUGACAAGCAUAAGUUGGAUAGGACUCCAAAUACGAAGAGGAGAAGAGCGAGUAACUCAUUCAAUGUUGCUAGCACCUAUAAAGCCAUACAGAAGAUGAUCAAAGCUAGGGCUAGUCGAUCUGUGACUGGCUCUAUCACUUCACAGGUCGCAUCACCACCUGUAAAGCCCUACUCUAUAUCUACUGUGAUUGAUAUCCUAGUUAGCAUGCCUGACUUGGAGUAGAAUCUGUACAACAAAGCAGUGGAACGAGCAUGCGCUAGUGCUAGAUGGAGUGAGGCUUUCAUCAAAUCCCCAACUGAAAGGAGAAAUGGACUUCUCCAAUCUCUUAACUAGAUGUUGGGAAUUGUACCGUGGA
This is a messenger RNA of Syzygium oleosum, 700 nucleotides long. RefSeq lists its product as uncharacterized. The record is from RefSeq and is a predicted model, not a curated record. The coding region runs from base 1 to 567 and encodes 188 amino acids. The transcript has 2 exons. NCBI's taxonomy places the organism in Eukaryota, Viridiplantae, Streptophyta, Magnoliopsida, Myrtales, Myrtaceae.